UACAAACUCACCUCACAGAACUGUCUUCAACCAUCAUCAAUUGAAAAAUGAGGAGAGUUCAAGAUAUGACAGUACAUGUCCUGCUUCUGAUGAUAAUCCAUGGCAUGGGUGGUCCAGCAAUGUGCAAAGAUUCAUUUGGAGAAUACCUACGAAAGAUCCACGAUAACUCGCCUAAGCAGUGGACAAAAGCAGUGAACCCAACGACAAAGAAUCCAUGUAACAUGAAUGAAGCUACAAAGCAACAAAUGAUCGAGGACACUAUAUGUCAGAGGGAACACAUACAUGAGGUUAUAAAAGCUGACUUUUCUUUGCCAUCCAAAGAUUACAUUUUCGAACACUUUACCAUAAGCGUGUUUAUGAUCAAUUUAACCGACACGGCAAAGGGUGUUGUGCCAAUCACUGCUCCAAAGGUAAAUAGUUCUACUCAGACAGCACAAAUAUGGAUUCCAGAGGAGGCUUUUCAAAAGGUCUCAAAGGAUAUUCAAAAAGUUGGUGUAGUCACCUAUGAAUCUGACGAGCAGUUUAAACUUGGAGUGGGAAAUUCGAGUAUUGCCUCAGUCGUCAUACGGAUUGAAAUUCCCGGGCAUGAAAUUGUGAAUUUGACCAAUCCACUCAAAAUACUUUUCUCAGUGAAUAAUUACACAAACUACACUGGAAACUACAACUAUUCCUGUCAGUUCUAUGAUGAAAGAGUAACAGGAAACUACACAUGGAAAACUGAUGGGUGUACCACCAUUCGGACCAAUGUUAAUUUAGUGGAGUGCUUGUGUGACCAUAUGACUGCCUUUGCUGUGCUUCUGAUUGAAGUGAAGGACGUUGACAAAAUCAACUGGGAAAUCUUGUCAUACAUCAGCUACGUAGGCAGCAGUCUGUCUGCAUUCUUUUCUGCUUGUGCCAUCUUGUCCUAUAUUGUCAACAGUAAUGCAAGGACAGAAGUGUCGAGCAGCAUCCAUGUGUCUCUGAGUGGCGCUCUGUUGCUCCUCAACAUCAGCUUCAUGCUCAGCGAGUGGGCAGUCACACUGACAAAUGGGGUGUGUGUGUUUGUUGCUGUGGUGAUACACUACAGUCUGCUGUGCUGCUUCACCUGGAUGGCCAUUGAAGCGUUGCAUCUCUACCUUCUUCUGGCCAGAGUGUUCAACAUUUACAUCAAACGCUACAUUGUCAAGCUGUCCCUGAUCGGAUGGGGAGUCCCUGCUCUUCUAGUUGGAGGUCUGCUAACAGUUCAUGUUAGUCAUCCUUUUUAUGGCAAAAAAGAAGUUAAAUUAUUAGACACCAAUACAACAAAAUUUUGCUGGAUCACAGAGCCUCUUGUCCUCUAUGGAGUGAAUCUUUGCUACUUCAGCCUUGUGUUUCUGUUCAACUCACUAAUCCUAGUCACUGUGUCAAGAGAGAUCCUAAAGCUAAAGCACUUGGACAACAAGCAAAAGAAGAGAGCAGUUUGCAAAGAUGCCAGCACAGUGCUGGGCCUCAUGUGUCUGCUGGGUACAUCAUGGGGUUUGGUCUUCUUCAGCACUGGAUACACCAACUACACAAUACUUUACCUCUUCUGCAUCUUAAACACAAUGCAAGGCUUUUCUAUGUUUUUGUGGAUAUGCCGGACAGCGAGACCAGACAAACAACAAGUAACUUGUACUGAGUCUCUAUCCACAGUGGACACCUCCACCUCUGUCAAAAAUAAAAAAGAUCAUAAACCUCAAACACAAUUUACAAAAUGACAUGUCGCAAGGUUUGAUCCAGUUAAAAUGAACCAUUGUUUUAUUAUAGUAAUAUGGUGUUAAUAUAAUUACCUUGUUUAAUUUUGUGGUUACUAUGACACUAGGGGUCUCUCUUGAGAGCCUUUUGCAUCUCUGAUCUAUGAGAAAAGGCCAAUUUGAAAUUGGCAGACAGAAUUUGCAUGUCCCGCCCCCGGACAUACAGGUAUAAAGGGAGGGAAAUGCAUCUGUUCCAUUCCGAAAUUUCUUUGGAGCCGACUGGUUGAGUAUGCAGCGAGCUGCGAGUCACACGCUGUUCCUCCCAUCUCUGGGUGCGAUUGCUGUUGGAUCUAUGGUGCAUAUCAGAGGCGUUCUCCUUCUCUGCACGGCAGUGCAGCUUUGCCCCUGGGCACUUCGACAGUGCAGUAAAAGAAACAUUUUCAUUAAAAGAGGAUUUUCUCUAAAAGAGCAAUUCACAGCGGCGUUGAACGUCCUUUUCAGGACGCAUCUUUAUAAAGAUGCCCUUCCGCCCCUGUGUAGUUCCUCAUAGAUCAGAGAUUCAAAAGGAUCUCAAGAGAGACCCCUAGUGUCGCUUCUUCGACACAACGUCGAAGUGAGCGACAGACGGGGAACUAUGGUUACUGGAGUAAAAUCAUGGUUAAUUUUUGUAAGGGAUAGUUAGUGUUAGGUUUAGGGGUUGGUGUAGAGUGUCUGUAACACAAUAGAAACGGUGCAGCAAUGCUCCUAUACUGUAUGUUAGUAGGCUAUUUUUAUAUAUAUUUAUAAUUAGGGGUAUGUGGCAGACAAGCUUCUUGUUCAUUGGGAAAAGCAGGAACCGGACUAACAAUCAAAAAGACUUUAAUUCAACGUAAAACACUGAACUGAAACUUCUGAAACUACUGCUGCGUGCUUGCACGAGUGCGUCUCUCUCUCUCUCUCUUUCGCUCUCUCUCACGCUAAUUAGGCAUCUCAGCGCCAGGCGUGAAUCCUCUCUACCCGGCCACACCCUCCUUCUCGUCACAGGGUGCAAGGAGUAUCUAUCACUAUUUGCACUUGGUGCAAAUAGUAGCCUCUGCCUAAAAUAAAAUAUAAUAAAAAAAUAAAUAGUUUAAGAAAAUCUAUUUGUAAAUGAUUUGUAUAUACAGAAUUGUGAAUGCACUGUUGUUCAUUUAAUGGCAUGCCAUUAUAUUUUACAAUAAAUCUAUACGUUUAAAAUGCUUGAGUUUUAUUUGAUGAUUUUGUUUUUUAUCCCCUCUGUAAUACAAUAAAUUCAAUUUAGAAUAUUAAUGUAGUGUAUGUAAAUGAUACCAAGAGAUCUGCAGUGUUCUCUGAGGCAAGGUCAACUUUAUUUAAAACUGAAUGACUUCCUGACGCUUUUCCUCUGCAGAUUGCCGUCAUUGUGGACGUUCCUCAAUUUGGCCACAAUUUUUAGACAAUUCUAUGUAAUGCUACUUACUGUAUAACUAUGAAAACAUAAAUGAUAGGGGUUAUGUGUAAUAUUGUCACUGAUGCACAGAUGACUGACUGAUUAUUCCUUACCACGGAGUGGUGGUGGCGUAGUGGGCAAAAGCGCUGAGCUGGUAAUCAGGAGGUUGCUGGUUUGAUCCCCACAGCCACCACCAUUGUGUCCUUAAGCAAGGCACUUAACUCCAGGUUGCUCCGGGGGGAUUGUCCCUGUAAUAAGUGCACUGUAAGUCACUUUGGAUAAAAGUGUCUGCCAAAUGCAUAAAUAUAAAUGUAAUUAACACGCAGAGUGGGGAUAUUUGUAACAAUAUUAAAA
Xyrauchen texanus (razorback sucker) is the source of this 3471-nucleotide messenger RNA. Its product is annotated as adhesion G-protein coupled receptor G5-like. Lineage: Eukaryota; Metazoa; Chordata; Actinopteri; Cypriniformes; Catostomidae. The record is from RefSeq and is a predicted model, not a curated record. The transcript is spliced from 13 exons. Gene Ontology annotation, molecular function: G protein-coupled receptor activity. Gene Ontology annotation, biological process: cell surface receptor signaling pathway; adenylate cyclase-activating G protein-coupled receptor signaling pathway. The coding region runs from base 48 to 1715 and encodes 555 amino acids. Gene Ontology annotation, cellular component: membrane.